This is a messenger RNA of Alternaria alternata, 1338 nucleotides long. Its product is annotated as mannan endo-1,6-alpha-mannosidase. Lineage: Eukaryota; Fungi; Ascomycota; Dothideomycetes; Pleosporales; Pleosporaceae. Gene Ontology annotation, biological process: carbohydrate catabolic process; fungal-type cell wall biogenesis. Gene Ontology annotation, molecular function: mannan endo-1,6-alpha-mannosidase activity. The transcript has 4 exons. The record is from RefSeq and is a predicted model, not a curated record. Bases 1 to 1338 code for a protein of 445 amino acids.
AUGAAGCUUCGAUACGCCCUGGGGGUAAUCUAUGCCUCGACUUUGUCGCUUUCAGGCGUAUGCGCCAUUGAGCUGGACGUCGAUUCACCAGAUUCGAUCAAGAAUGCUGCAAAAGCACUCUCGACGAACCUACGGAAGUAUUACACUGGCGACAGGCUAGGCGACGUCCCUGGCAAUCUUCCAGAUCCGUAUUAUUGGUGGGAAUGCGGUGCUAUGUUCAACGCGUUCAUCGAUUACUGGUAUUAUACUGGAGACGACCAAUACAAUGCUAUUACAGAGCAAGCGCUGCAGCAUCAGAUUGGGGACUACAACGCUUUUAUGCCGCCAAAUCAGACUAGAACCCUUGGAAACGACGAUCAAGCAUUUUGGGGCAUGGCCGCCAUGUCAGCCGCUGAGAAUAGAUUACCUGACGUCAAAGACGGACCUUCAUGGCUCUCUCUCGCUCAAGCCGUGUUCCAAACUCAGCAUAAUCGAUGGGAUACAGAGAAAUGCGGUGGCGGGUUCAAGUGGCAGAUCUUUUUCACGAAUCCCGGAUACACCUAUAAGAACACGAUCUCUAAUGGAUGCUUCUUCAAUAUCGCUGCACGUCUAUAUAAGUAUCUUGGAAACGAUACGUACUCUGAUUGGGCCGAAAAGACUUGGGAGUGGGAGCAGUCCAUCGGACUCAUAAGCUCAGAUUUCCAUUUCUUCGAUGGCACCGGCGACGCUGAGAACUGCACUUCUAUCAAGAAAAUUCAAUGGACCUACAAUGCCGGCGUGCACAUCUCUGGUGCUGCUGCGAUGUGGAAUGUUACUCAAAAUCAGCUAUGGAAAGAUAGGGUUCAAGGCAUCCUCAAUGGACUUGACGUCUUCUUCAAGGAUGGUGUCAUGACGGAAGUCGCAUGUGAGAACAAUGGCAUGUGCAACCUCGACCAGCGUUCCUUUAAAGCAUAUCUCGCCCGCUGGUUAGGAUACACGGCCAUCGUCGCGCCAUGGACGCGCGAGCAGGCCACCUCAGCAAAGGCGGCUGCAGCACAGUGUAAUGCUGGUGCAGACCAGGUGUCGUGCGGUCUCCGAUGGACGAAAAAUGGCAUAAAUGACGGCAGUUUUGGUGCCGGUGAACAGAUGGCUGCGUUGGAAAUAGUCCAGGCACUGCUUUAUCCCACUGUGGAUGGUCCGGCUACUACUGAAAGAGGUGGUAUUUCGCAGAGCAAUCCAAACGCUGGAAUCGAGGCGCCUAACGACGAUGGUUCUAUUCAUUUCGAUUCUAUCAGUACUAGAGAUCGGGUUGGCGCAAGUGUCUUGACUGUUCUUGUGGUGGGUGGUUCGCUUGUCGGUGCUUGGUGGAUGGUUUCGUAG